GCGGGGCUCCGCGGGCCGGACUCGGGGGCCGAGGGCCGAACCCCCGCCUCGUCACCACCCGUCGCUGCCUCCGAGUCGCCGUGCGCGUCUGCCGGGCGCCAGCCGAGCCCCUGGGCGCCGACCCACAGAAUGGCCUCUUCUGAGGAGCAAGGGGCUGUCCCCUGUGGUUUCAUCCGCCAGAAUUCUGGCAACUCCAUCUCCUUGGACUUCGAGCCCAACGCAGAGUACCGCUUUGUGGAGCCGCUGGAGGAGCGCUACAGGUGCGCCUUCUGCCGCUCGGUGCUCCACAACCCCCACCAGACGGGCUGCGGGCACCGCUUCUGCCAGGACUGCAUCCUGUCCCUGAGAGAAUUAAAUGCAGUCCCACUCUGCCCUGUAGACAAGGAGGUGAUCAAAUCUCAGGAGGUGUUUAAAGACAAUUGCUGCAAAAGGGAAGUCCUCAAUUUAUAUGUAUUUUGCAAAAAUGCUCCUGGGUGUACCGCCAAGAUCAUUCUGGGACGAUACCAGGACCACCUCCAGCAGUGCUUAUUUCAGGCCGUGCAGUGUUGUAACGAGCGCUGUCGGGAGCCAGUCCUUCGCAAAGACCUGAAAGAGCACGCGAGCACGUACUGCCAGUUUCGAGAGGAAAAAUGCCUUUACUGCAAAAAGGAUGUGGUGGUCAUCAAUCUACAGAAUCACGAGGAAAACUUGUGUCCUGAAUACCCAGUGUCUUGUCCCAACAAGUGUCUGCAGAUGAUUCCACGAACUGAGGUGGAUGAACACCUCGCUGUGUGUCCGGAAGCUGAACAAGACUGUCCUUUUAAGCACUAUGGCUGUACGGUCAAGGAAAAACGGGGACACCUGCAGGAGCAUGAGCAUUCAGCCUUACGGGACCACAUGCUUCUGGUUUUAGAAAAGAACCUCCAAUUAGAAGAACAGAUUUCUGACUUAUAUAAAAGCCUAGAACAAAAAGAAAGUAAAAUCCAGCAGCUAGCAGAAACUGUAAAGAAAUUUGAAAAGGAGUUCAAGCAGUUUGCACAGUUGUUUGGCAAAAAUGGAAACUUCCUCUCAAAUAUCCAGGUCCUUGCCAGCCACAUUGACAAGUCUGCUUGGCUAGAAGUUCAGGUGCGUCAGUUGUUACAAAUGGCUAACCAGCAACAAAGCAAAUUUGAUCUGAGGCCUUUGGUGGAAGCGAUCGAUGCAAUGAAACAGAAAAUCACCCUGCUAGAAACAAAUGAUCAAAGAUUAGUUGUUUUGGAAGGGGAGACUAACAAACAUGAUGCCCACAUUAAUAUUCAUAAAGCGCAGCUGAGUAAAAAUGAGGAGCGGUUUAAACUGCUGGAAAGUGCCUGCUACACUGGAAAGCUCAUCUGGAAGGUGACAGACUACAAGCUGAGGAAGAGGGAGGCGCUGGACGGACACACUGUGUCCAUCUUCAGCCAGCCCUUCUACACCAGCCGCUGUGGCUACCGGCUCUGCGCCAGAGCGUACCUGAAUGGGGACGGGUCCGGGAAGGGGACGCACCUGUCGCUGUACUUUGUGGUGAUGCGCGGGGAGUUUGACUCCCUACUGCAGUGGCCGUUCAGGCAGAGGGUGACACUGAUGCUUUUGGACCAGAGUGGCAAAAAGAACCACAUUAUGGAGACCUUCAAGGCAGACCCCAAUAGCAGCAGCUUUAAAAGACCCGACGGGGAGAUGAACAUUGCCUCUGGCUGUCCCCGCUUCGUGGCUCAUUCCACUUUGGAGAAUGCCAAGAACACCUACAUAAAAGACGACACCCUCUUCUUGAAAGUGGCUGUGGAUUUAACUGACCUGGAGGAUCUCUAGUCACUGCUUGUGGGGCAACAAAAGGUCUCCUUGGAUCCAGAACCUGUGGCUAAUGUAGAGACUGAAUCUAGGUUCAGGACACAUUUGUAUUUGGCUUUUUGCCCUUGAUGUUUGGAGUCCAUUUAAGAUUUCCCAAGUGCUGUCUUCUUUCUGCAUUUUACUCUGUCCCAGGUUGAAACUUACAGCACCUGGAACAUCUUAUCAUUAUUUAUAUUUGUAUAUCUUUGAAAGAUGUUAAUGUUCUUUAAAGUAAGGCCUGGGGCGCACCUCUUUUGCUGGUGCUUCACACGGGGUCCCAGGGUAGGCCUUCUGUGAUAUUAAGUGUUGAGGACACGGGGAUAGAAUUCCCAGCUGAAAAUGCCUUGGUAUUUUAUUGUUUGGCCUAUUGAUUCUUGACCUGACCUCAAGCCUGCAAAAGCCAUCCUUUAGGGUGGGCUAUUCUGGUUAAGUAGAUACGUAGUGUACUUCAAAGUCACGUGCCCAGUUUGGACCAGACUUGCUUUGCUCAAAUACUGUAUCUGUGGAAAUUACUACACCUCUGAUAAGUUCACGAAAUUUACAAGUAGUCAGCAAGCACGGUUUUGCAAGACUGCAUAAGAACUGGUGAACAGAAUAAGCAUUUUCAUUUUCCCUGCCGAGGUAAAACAAUGAGUAUAUAUAUAUAUGUAGGAGAUAUAGCCAUCUAAUUAAAAUUCAGAUUUUAUUCGGUUUAGCCAUGUGAAAAAACUGUUUUCAAACAAAACAAAUAGCAGUUUCAUAAGACUCAAUAAUAUAUAUAUAUUAUUAUUAAUGCAUUAUUAAUGCCUAGUUAAAAGGCAUUUUGGGGGAGUUCCUGUCGUGGCGCAGUGGUUAACGAAUCCAACUAGGAA
Phacochoerus africanus (Common warthog) is the source of this 2675-nucleotide messenger RNA. It is a transcript of the gene TRAF5, whose product is annotated as TNF receptor associated factor 5. Bases 130 to 1806 code for a protein of 558 amino acids. Gene Ontology annotation, biological process: positive regulation of JNK cascade; regulation of apoptotic process; protein K63-linked ubiquitination. The transcript has 11 exons. Gene Ontology annotation, cellular component: plasma membrane signaling receptor complex. Lineage: Eukaryota; Metazoa; Chordata; Mammalia; Artiodactyla; Suidae. Gene Ontology annotation, molecular function: thioesterase binding; tumor necrosis factor receptor binding; zinc ion binding. The record is from RefSeq and is a predicted model, not a curated record.